This is a messenger RNA of Phlebotomus papatasi, 3143 nucleotides long. It is a transcript of the gene scat, whose product is annotated as vacuolar protein sorting-associated protein 54. Gene Ontology annotation, cellular component: GARP complex. Gene Ontology annotation, biological process: retrograde transport, endosome to Golgi; Golgi to vacuole transport. NCBI's taxonomy places the organism in Eukaryota, Metazoa, Arthropoda, Insecta, Diptera, Psychodidae. The record is from RefSeq and is a predicted model, not a curated record. Gene Ontology annotation, molecular function: syntaxin binding. Bases 118 to 2835 code for a protein of 905 amino acids. The transcript is spliced from 4 exons.
UGGUGGUGCCAGCGAGACUUUUUAGUGAGCCAGAGAGCUGUCAAAGACGUUGGCAGAAAUGACGAUGUCUCAGGGAAUGGAAAUUGGUGAAAAUUGUGGUAAAUUGUGAAGUUAUUAAUGCAUACAGCGGUGCACAAUGAAAUGGCGAAGGCGCCGAUUGCGGGUGAUAUAAAAUAUUCCUGGCAAUCAUGCGAUUUCUGCCCAAUGGAAGUGUUCAAGUCAUCGUCGGAAUUCGUCAGGCAUCUCAGGGAGAAGCACUGCACCAGAGAAGGUGGCUCCUUUGUCUGUCGCUAUGGCAGCAACAGUGUCUGUGCCACUCUUCCUCUGGACGGUGUCAGUGACCGGGAUUAUGAGAGUCAUGUGAACAGAUACCAUGUCAGUCAAAUCAGCAAAGGUCCUGAACAGUGGUCAGUCUUUUCGGCAGCUCAGAAUCUCCCGGCAGUGCUCAAUGAUCCCAAUCGCAGUAAACAAACCACCUUCUUCACACGGACCUGGGGUGAUUCCUUUGUGGAUCGCACGGCUUCUCCGCCAACUGGACGCCUUCCGGACAUCACGUGGAAUCACUUUCAGAUCUACCUGACGAAGAUUGGAAAGCGAUACAAGCGUCAUAGUCGUUUUGAGAAGCAUCUUUCUGUCUCAUCUAGUCACAUUGGACACCAUCUCAAUGGCAGUGAUUUAUCCGGGGAUUACGGACUCAAAGACAUUCCACAGAUCUUCAUGAAGCCCCAUCUCGAGCUCAGCAAUCCGGCAACAUUCAGUUCGGUGUUCCCGGGUGUCGGGGAUAGUGCCAAUACCAGUCAAUCCGGAAGGCUUCUGCAGGAAAAACUCAGUCACUAUCUGGAUAUUGUGGAAGUGCAAAUAGCACGGCAGGUUUCUCUAAAAUCAUCAGCUUUCUUCCAUGCAAUGACUUCCCAGGACACGAUUAUGGCACAGAUGAGGGAGGCGAGUGCCGAUGUGAGGCAACUACGGAACAAAUUGCGCCAAAUUGAUGAAGCUCAGGUGAAGGAGGCUCUUCUGGUGGCCAAAUUGGCCAGAACAAGAACUCACUAUUGGAGCGUUUUGGAGAAAUUGCGUCUGAUGGCCACUGUGCAUCAGACUCAGCCAAUGAUUCAGCUCCUUUUGGGCACUCAGGAUUACGUAGCAGCCUUGGAUCUCAUCUGGACAACGCAGGAAAUUGUAGCUCAAGAACUCAUUGGUAUUCACUGCUUCCGGCAUCUUCCGUCGCAAUUGAUGGAGAUGGAGCGUCUUGUGGACAAAAUGCUGGCCACGGACUUUGAGAAGUAUUCCACAGCUGAUCUAAAUCGCCCUCUGAGUGCCGAUGAGAAGGUUCUGGAUGAAGAUAAGCUCGUGUGCAUAAUUUCUGGGAUGCUGCGAAAGAAGAAUUUCAGUUUUAUCGAUACCUACAAGGAGGAAGCGAUUGUGGCGAUUAAAGCGAUUGUGAAGCAACUUGUGAUUGAGGUGAUAGCAUCGGCAGAUGAGGAGAUUUGUCUGACGGGUGCAGGAGAAGAGGCACAGAGUCUGUCGCUGGGAGAAUGGAUAAGACUUCUGGAAUCAGCGACAGGGACACUUCUAAAGCUCCUGAAACGGGUCAAAGCUGUGCACAAUGUCAUGCAGCAUACGGCUGAUGCAAGUGCCGGAAAGGUUGAUGCUACUUUUCUGGAUUCUGAAGCAUUCCUCUCGCCAGAAGAUCAUCGGGUGGUGCAACUGAGGCUGGGUGAUCUUCUGCACACAAUCUCCAAUUACUGCCAUGAGCGCUGUGCCAAUCUCGUGUCCAAUGAGAGCCUCGAGAGGAGUUCAGUGACAGCUGAGGAUAUUUCAAGGCUAAGUGGGAUUGUUGGGGACUUCUGCAGUGGCUGCAGGGAGAUCUGUGGCAGUCAGAGUGUGGCUCUCAAAGUGGCUGUGACUAAUCAAGGCACUCGUUUUGCCAAUAAAUUCCACACAGAACGAAAAUCCAAGUUGGCGCUGCUACUGGACAACGAAAGGUGGAAGCAGGCGGAUGUUCCGGCGGAAUUUCAGAGGAUCGUCGAACAUAUCGGACGCGGGCAGUUUGAGUGGAGUCAUGAAGAUGGCACGCACGGCUCUCCGCCUUCUGCGGUUCUUCUUGUGGAUGGUGAACCUUAUGCCCUGGUGGGAGCUGCUCUGCUUCUCGUACAAAUUGUCAGUGAAUACUGUCGCUGUGCUCAGCAAUUGCCCCUAAUCUCUGCUCAGCUCUCCCGGAGCAUUGUUGAUCUCCUGCGAACAUUCAAUUCGCGUUGCUGUCAACUUGUUCUCGGAGCAGGAGCACUCCAUGUCGCUGGCCUUAAGACAAUUACCAGUGGAAACUUGGCUCUUGUCUCCAGAGCCCUGCAGCUCGUGCUGUGGCUUUUGCCGCAUGUCAAGGAGCACUUUCAGCGGCUGGAGGGCAAUGGGGCAGUUGUGACGGGAUAUGAGACUGUUGAGAAGGACUUUGUGAGUCACAUUAAAGAAAUUGAGAAUAAAGUGCUGUCGAUUGUUUGUUCCCUGGUGGCCAAUCAACUUGGCAGUUGGGAUGCUAGGCCACCAGUUCCAUCUCAAGCAUUCCGGAAUAUCUCUAGGCACUUUGUCAAGCUCCAUGAGGCCAUAGCGCCCAUUUUGCCGGACGUUCAGGUGCACAGUAUCUACAGGAUUGUCCAUAGGAGCUUCAAGGAUAAACUCCGGGAGCAGAUUGUCAAGUAUAAUAUUGUUAACAAUGGAGGGCCACAGCAUGGCGUUGUGACGUCCGAGCUGACCUUCUAUUUGGAGACUCUGAGGACACUGAAGGCCAUGCCGGCGAAUGAACUUCGUGAUGAGAGUCUCAAUGAUAUCUGGAUCAAAUGAUUCUAUUUGACACUUCACCAAAUCCACAUUUCUUUCCUCCAAUUAGAUUCUCUUUUAAAUAAAUUUUCAGUCUUUAUUUCUUUUGUAUAUUAGAAUUAUUUAUGUUGUACAGUAAAUGGCAAGAGUUGCAACUUAAAUUAAAAAAAAGAACAUGAAACACUUUCAUUUUGUUGCGGAGAGCACAGAAGUGAAUUUUAAAAUGAAAGAAAAGAAAAAUGUUUCUUAAACUUUAAGUGCAAUAGGAGUAACAAUUAUACAUAUUUAUCAAAUAUAACUAUUGUGUAAAUAAAUAAUUAGGUAAUAAUCUA